GGCAAAGCCAGGCUGUGCGCGAGCUGCACUCGCUUCCGUGUUUGUGUGAUCGCGGAGUGCUCAGCCUGGGGAGCGCCACUGUCUCCACUCUUCCAUUCAUUUCGUGUCACGCUAAGCAGGAGACCAGCAGGAAAAAAUGCCGUAUGCUCCGAAACAUGUAUUCGCCAGUCUCCCACAGAUGGAGAGGGGAGUUGCAAAAGUGAUUGGCGGCGAUCCCAAAGGCAACAACUUCCUAUAUACCAAUGGGAAGUGUGUCAUCAUCAGGAACAUUGAAAACCCUGCUAUCGCAGACAUUUACACCGAACAUGCCCACCAAGUCACUGUUGCCAAGUAUGCCCCCAGUGGAUUCUACAUUGCAUCUGGAGACGCAUCCGGAAAGAUCCGUAUCUGGGACACCACACAGAAAGAGCACCUGCUCAAGUACGAGUACCAACCUAUUUCGGGCAAGGUCAAGGACAUCGCAUGGACAGAGGACAGCAAGAGGCUUGCUGUUGUUGGGGACGGACGAGAGAAGUACGGGGCAGUGUUCCUCUGGGAUACUGGCUCCUCAGUGGGGGAAGUUUCCGGUCACUGUAAAUUAAUCAACAGUGUUGACAUAAAGCAGACACGCCCUUACCGCCUCGCCACGGCCAGCGAUGACACCGUGGUUUCCUUCUUUGAGGGGCCUCCCUUCAAGUUCAAGUUCACAAUACGUAAUCACAGCCAGUUUGUCAACUGUGUCCGUUUCUCUCCAAAUGGAAAUCACUUUGUCACGGCUGGUGCUGAUGGCCAGAUUUUCAUCUUUGAUGGAAAAAGUGGUGAGCAUGUUGGCUCACUGGGUGAAGAGAAGGCCCACAAAGGAGGCAUCUAUGCUGUCAGUUGGAGUCCUGACAGCUCCCAACUGAUCUCAGCCUCAGGGGACAAGACGGUAAAGCUCUGGGAUGUCGGUGCAGGCACGGCUGUCACCACCUUCAACAUGGGCUCUGAUGUGUUAGACCAGCAGCUGGGCUGCCUGUGGCAGAAAGACCACCUCCUCAGCAUCUCCCUGUCAGGAAACAUCAACUACCUGGACAAGAACAACCCUGACCGACCCAUACGCACCGUCAAGGGACACAGCAAAUCCAUCCAGUGUCUGACCGUUCACAAACAUGAUGGGCGGUCGUACAUCUACUCAGGGAGUCAUGAUGGACACAUCAAUUACUGGGAUGCAGAAACUGGUGAGAACGACUGUUUCUCCGGAAAAGGCCACAGCAACCUGGUGAGCAAGAUGGUGCCCAACGAAGCCGACGAGCUGGUGACGUGCAGCAUGGAUGAUACGCUGCGCUACACCAGCAUCAACAAGAAGGAGUACAGUGCCUCUGAUGUGGUGAAGAUGGAUUUCCAGCCCAGAAGUGUGUCAGUAGCCUCAGGAGGACUGUCACUGGCCGUGUGCAUCGGGCAGAUUGUCUUGCUGAAGGAUAAGAAGAAAGUUUUCACAUUAGAUAAUCUCGACUACGAAGCAGAGGUGGGAGUUAUCCACCCUGGUGGCACCACUGCUGCAGUGGGGGGAAAGGAUGGAACAAUCCGCCUGUACUCCAUUCAGGGCAACACUCUGAAGGACGAGAGCAAAACAAUCAAGGUCUCAGGGCAGAUCAUGGACAUGGCCUACUCUAAUGACGGAGCUCAUCUGGCCGUCAUUGAUGAGAAGAAAGUCGCCACAGCCUUUAGUGUGGCAGACGACUACUCGGUCAAAAAUGAGUUUUACGGACACCAUGCCAAACCAGUGACUUUGGCCUGGUCACCUGACAAUGAGCACUUUGCAACUGGCGGGAUGGACAUGAUGGUGUAUGUCUGGACGGUUGCAGAUGCAGACAAGAGAAUCAAAAUCCCAGACACUCAUCGGCUGCACCACGUGAGCGGCCUGGCUUGGAUAGAUGAGAACACCCUAGUGACCUCCUCCCACGAUGCCAGCGUCAAGCAGUGGACUAUUAUAUACUGAACUGCAGGCAGACACACAUCCACAUCUCCCGAGACAAGGACUACUGUAGAAUCCUAAUUCUUUUUUUCUUCCUUUUUUUUCUUUUUUUACUGUAUUUUCACUAUCUAAACGCUGUUCUAUGCUUUCUGUUAACAUCUGAAUUGUAAAUGCUUAUGGAUUGGGAAAGGCUCCCAAAACAGUUAUCCUAGAUGAGACUUACUCCGGGAUGAAAUGUACAAUGUAACCACGAGUGCUUUUACAUCUCUUUGAGUUUCAUGGACCCAGAACAAACAUUUGUAAGCUCAACAUUCCAUAGGUAAUAGCCUUCACUCAGUUUAAACUAAAAUUCUUGUCUGUAGUUGGGCUCAAUGUAUCCCUAAACGGUGAACCAAAUUUUUGUUUUCGUUUUUUAUCGGAAAAAAACGGUGUUUUGAAAGAAAUGAAACCUUUUGGUUACAUUCCUAAAAUUAGAAGUAACUGGUCAUCACUGCAGUUGCCUAUGUCAUAUUUUAUUUUCAAGGUUUUAAAGGGGGUGGGUGUUGUUGAUUUGUUUGCUCUGUCUUAGGUUUCUUUUUCUGAUUUAUAACUCUUCCUGUCGGAGUGGGGAGCAAUAAGUGGGACUGAAAGAACAAAGUAUGUAUACAAUCAAGAUGUUGUGUGUUCAGUUGACGGUCCUGUGUUGUUGCUGUGUUGUAUGGGCCCACUAUCCUUGUCUCACUUGUUUGUCUUUUUUUCCAUAUCUUUAUGCAUCUGCUUCCAAAGUGGAAUUGAUUCAUUCAUAAUAAUAUUAACAACACUUUUUAUGCAUUUUUGGUUUCAUGCAUAUUUGCACUUACUUUAAUUCAUCGAAAAAGAAAGAUCAAGGUGUUCAGGAACAAGCUGAACUCUGGGCGUUGACCUGUAGGGCUCCCUCUAGUGGGGUGCAAAGACGGAGAAGCAAAUGAAAAAGCCUCAGUAACGGGCGUCUCUUCCAGGAUUUCCUGGUAACUCGGUGAGUAAAUUGGACAUUAUACAAUUGUAAUUUAUCCCUGGAUUCAACCAUAGACAUUGUCACUUCAGUGGCUCCAACUUAUCUUGUCUUCUUUUAUUCUAAACUGUUGAAUAAAGCAAAAAUGAGAAGAAGAAAAUGAUCUUUAAAAAGGUGGCUCUCUCAAAAGUACUAAGAGUCUGGUGCCGAACUAUUGGCCCAGGUUUUUUGAAUGCUGUAAGAAACAUUGAUAUGAUUUACCUGCAGUGAUAUGAUCACACCUGUUCAAGGGAAAUAAAAAAAAAUAACUCACA
Molecule: messenger RNA, 3217 nt
Organism: Scophthalmus maximus (turbot)
Lineage: Eukaryota; Metazoa; Chordata; Actinopteri; Pleuronectiformes; Scophthalmidae
Gene: wdr1
Product: WD repeat domain 1
Exons: 15
Coding region: 137-1957 (606 amino acids)
Biological process (GO): sarcomere organization; actin filament depolymerization; positive regulation of actin filament depolymerization
Cellular component (GO): cortical actin cytoskeleton
Molecular function (GO): actin filament binding
Source: RefSeq, a predicted model, not a curated record